Sipha flava (yellow sugarcane aphid) is the source of this 2558-nucleotide messenger RNA. RefSeq names its product FACT complex subunit Ssrp1 (gene Ssrp). NCBI's taxonomy places the organism in Eukaryota, Metazoa, Arthropoda, Insecta, Hemiptera, Aphididae. Gene Ontology annotation, molecular function: DNA binding; nucleosome binding; histone binding. The transcript has 13 exons. Gene Ontology annotation, cellular component: nucleus; FACT complex. Bases 120 to 2360 code for a protein of 746 amino acids. The record is from RefSeq and is a predicted model, not a curated record.
UCGGUUCAUCAUUUAUCGGACAUUCACAUUUUUUGGUUUUUCACCGUUUAAUUUUGUUCCGUUCAAUUGCUGCUGCCUAAUAUAAUAUUCGUUCGACGGUCUGGUGAAAUUACUUUGAUAUGGAUAUGGAAUUCCAAGACAUCCGUGCCGAAGUGAAGGGACUUUUGUGCACUGGACGACUUAAGUUAACUGAGAACAAUAUUGUGUUUAAAAAUGUGAAAACUGGAAAAGUAGAUCAAUUAACAUCUUCUGAUAUAGAAUUUGUUAAUUGGCAAAAACUAGUUGGUACAUGUGGUGUCAGAAUAUUUUUAAAAAAUGGUAACCUCCAUCGUUAUAGUGGCUUUAAUGAAUCUGAUCAAGAAAAAAUUGCUAAGUAUUUUAAAAACACUUAUCACUUGGAUAUGCUAGAAAAAGAAUUGGCUAUUAAAGGCUGGAAUUGGGGUAGUGCUAAAUUUAAUGGAUCGAUAUUAAGUUUUGAUGUUGGUAACCUAACUGCAUUUGAAAUACCUUUAAACAAUGUUUCCCAAUGUACAACUGGCAAGAAUGAAGUGACAUUGGAAUUUCAUCAGAAUGAUGAAGCACCUGUCAGUCUUUGUGAAAUGAGAUUCCACAUUCCAUCGGCUGAACUUGCAGGUGAACAAGAUUCAGUAGAAGCUUUCCACGAUCAAGUAAUGAAACAAGCUAGUGUUAUAUCCAUAUCCGGAGACGCAAUUGCAAUAUUCAGAGAAAUGCAAUGUUUAACUCCUCGUGGUCGUUAUGACAUAAAAGUUUUUCAAACUUUCUUCCAACUUCAUGGUAAGACAUUCGAUUACAAAAUACCAAUGACUACUGUUCUUCGACUAUUCAUAUUACCACACAAAGAUGGCCGUCAAAUAUUCUUUGUAGUCAGUUUAGAUCCACCCAUUAAACAAGGUCAAACCAGAUAUCAUUAUCUAGUAUUAUUAUUCAAUAUGGAAGAUGAAACAUCAAUGGAACUUCCAUUUACUGAUGAAGAAAUUGAAUCCAAAUAUGCUGGAAAACUAACUAAAGAACUUUCUGGUCCCACAUAUGAAGUUCUUGCUCAAGUUAUGAAAGCUAUUGUCAAUAGAAAAAUCACAACACCAGCCAGUUUUAAAGGUCAUUCCGGUACAUCAGCUAUUGGUUGUUCUUAUAAAGCUGCUGCUGGUUAUAUUUACCCACUUGAAAGAGGCUUCAUUUACAUACACAAACCACCUCUUCACAUUAGAUUCGAAGAAAUUUCCAGUGUGAAUUUUGCAAGAGGUGGUGGUAGUACUAGGUCUUUUGAUUUUGAAAUUGAGCUAAAAAAUGGGGUUAUACAUACAUUUAGCAGUAUAGAAAAAGAAGAAUAUGGAAGUCUGUAUGAUUUCAUUAAUGCCAAAAAGUUGAGAGUAAAGAAUACAGGAAAAUCGGAUAAACCAGCUUAUACUGGAGAUGACUAUGGGGAUUCAGAUAAUGAAGCAGAACCUGAUGCUUAUUUGGCUCGAGUUAAACGUGAAGGACAAGAACGUGAUGAGGAUGAUGAUUCAGAAGAGAGUACAGAUGAAGACUUUAACCCUGAAGGACAAGAAAGUGAUGUUGCAGAAGAAUUUGAUAGCAAUCCAUCAACAACAGAUUCAGAAUCUGAAAAUGAAGGAGGUGUUAGUGGAAGCGGGGAUAAGAAAGAAAAGAAAAAAAAAGAUAAAAAACCUAAAACUGCUAAAACUAUAUCUGAAAAGCCACGAAAACCCAAAAAAACCAAAAAACCAGAUGAUGGUAAACCCAAAAGAGCAGCUUCAGCUUACAUGAUAUGGUUUAAUAGUGCACGUGAUAGUAUUAAAGCUAAUAACCCAGGAAUCUCAUUUGGUGAUAUUGGUAAAAAAGGAGGUGAAAUUUGGAAGAAAAUGUCAUCCAGUGAUAAAGCGGAAUAUGAAGAAAAAGCAUCAAAAUUAAAAGAAGAAUAUAAUAAAGCUAUGAAAGAAUUUAAAGAAUCUGGUGGAGGUGCAAAAGCUCCCAAGGAAUCAUCAAAAAAAUCAUCCUCAACAAAAUCGUCUACUCCGAAAAAAGUUGCAACACCUGUUAAAAGUGGAUCAUUUAUUUCAAAAGAAUUUAUUGAAUCUGAUGACUCGUCAAGUGAUGAUGAUAAAAGCAAAGUUAAAUCUAAAAUUGAAACCAAAUCUUCAGAUGACUCAAGUGAUGAUAAACAAUCUAAACCCAAACAAUCUAAAAUGACUGUUGUUGAAUCUAAAUCGAAAAGAAAAAAGGAGUCGUCUGAUGAAUCCAGCGAUGGAGAUAGAGCUAAAAAAAGUAAGAGUGAUUCAGAAGAAUCUGAUGAUGAUGAAAAGAGUAGUGAAAGCUCACCAGAUCCUAGUGAUUCCGAUUAAGUGUUAUGGUUAAUUAAUUGUGUAAUUGUGUAAUUGUGUACCUUAUUGUCAACUCACAAAUAUUUAAUUAGUUGGUUAAUUUUUUUGUAAACCUUAUUUGUACUUAUAAUUAAAUUAAAAUAUUAUUUUAUUUAUUAGACUCCAUCAAUAUAUUUGGUGUCUUACUUAAUUUAGUACAUAUUUUAUCUUUGUAGUUCA